Messenger RNA from Phytophthora sojae, 1026 nucleotides. RefSeq lists its product as hypothetical. Gene Ontology annotation, biological process: pyruvate biosynthetic process; L-serine metabolic process; D-serine biosynthetic process. Gene Ontology annotation, molecular function: serine racemase activity; L-serine ammonia-lyase activity; D-serine ammonia-lyase activity. The transcript has 6 exons. NCBI's taxonomy places the organism in Eukaryota, Oomycota, Peronosporomycetes, Peronosporales, Peronosporaceae. The record is from RefSeq and is a predicted model, not a curated record. The coding region runs from base 1 to 1026 and encodes 341 amino acids.
AUGUCCUCCACUACUACUAAGACCGACUACGCCAUCUCGAUGGCCAGCGUGCAGGCCGCCGCCGAGCGUAUCAACGGCUUCGCACACCGUACGCCCGUGCUAACGUGCCACGCCCUCGAAACGAUCGCGGCGGGGGAGAGCGGAGCCCCCAAGCGCCUAUUCUUCAAGAACCUGCAGAAGGUGGGUGCGUUCAAGUACCGAGGUGCUCUCAAUGCCGUCAAGAAGUAUCUGCAGGAGAAGAAGGAGAAGGGGGAGAAGACAGACACGACGUUUGUCACGCACUCGAGCGGGAAUCACGGCCAGGCAUUGGCUCUUGCGGCCCGAGACGCCAACUGCAAGGCGGUGAUCGUCAUGCCCAACAACUCGCCGAGUGUCAAGCAGAACGCCGUUCGCGGCUACGGUGCUGAGGUGAAGCUGUGUGCUCCGACGAACGAGGCGCGUGAGAAGGCUGCCAACGAAGUCGUCGAGGCGACUGGGGCUCGCUUUGUGCAUCCGUCGAAUGAUCCGGACGUCAUGAACGGCCAGGGCACGGUCGCGCUGGAGCUGCUGGAACAGGCGAAGGAGUACGGGGUGGAACUUGAUGCAAUUAUCGUGCCAAUUGGCGGCGCUGGACUCUGCUCGGGAGUUGCAAUGGCUGCGAAGUCCGUUCAACCCGGUAUUAAGGUGUUCGCGGUGGAGCCCACCGGAGCAGCCGACGCCUACAACUCCUUCCAGAAGCACGAGUUGAUGGGCCAUACUGGCCCCAUCAACACUGUGGCUGACGGUCUCCGGACCACACUGGGCGACAACAAUUGGCCCGUCGUGCGAGACCUCGUGGAUGAGAUUCUGCUCGUUUCCGACGACGAGAUCGUCUCGGCCAUGAAGCUGAUCUGGGAGCGCAUGAAGCUGGUUGUAGAGCCUAGUGGUGCUGUGGCGACGGCUGCUGUCCUCGCCCACAAACUUCCGGCAGGGAUAACCAACGUGGGCGUCGUGUUUUCGGGCGGAAACGUUGACCUCGAGAAGCUGCCGUGGGCUCAAAAGGCCUGA